AUGGGUCAAACAUCAACAUCUUAUGUAGAAAACAGAAAGGAAGAGAAUGUACAUGCAGACGUGUCUAAUGAAUCCCCUGAUCUAAAAACUGAAUCCUUAACAUUGGAGUCAAAUGAAGUGAAAUUAUCUGUACCCUCUGGCGUUUCUAGUAGAACAAUUGGCAUUCCUCAGUUAUUAGGUUUUGCAUCUGGUGAAGAAGUGAAUCGAAUUUUACCUGAUUCUCUUUCUUUAACUAUUGCUAAUAAUGUUCCAUCAAGUUGUUGGCCUGUAUCUUCUGAGGUACCACAAUGGUAUUUACUCUACAAUAGUUUUCUACAUGGUCGUUCAUUUCAACAAUUGGUUCAGAGAUUAGUAGAUAAAGGACCAACCAUAAUUGUAAUUAGGUCUUGUGAAUCACCAGUGAUUUUUGGUGGAUUUUGCGGAGAUUCAUGGUUAACGGUUGCUGCCCGCGAAAAACAAGAUAAGAGCCGUUCGGCUGCCUUAAAACGUGCUGCCCGUGAGCAUCAGAUCCCUCAUGGAAUAACCAAACGUCCUUCCAAUCAAGACCCUGUUUUCUUUGGGAGUGAAAAUUGUUUUCUCUUUAGCGAUCGUGAUGGUGGAAGUAUCUACCGCCCCCAUCCAUUAAUUAACUCUAACUUUAUGUAUCUCUUCGACACCCAUCCACUGGAGGAGAAGAUAGGGAUCGGCAUGGGGGGCCGCCCCGGCUGUUUCGGCUGGUUCCUCGACCGCUGGCUCGAGACCGGCGCCUCCCCUCCCACCCGCUGCCCGACCUUCCAGAGCCCCCCAUUCACCCCCGGCCCCUCCUGGCGGGUGGACGGCGUCGAGGCCUACGCCCUCCUCCCCGCCACCGUCGACACUCUCCUCCACCGCGCAGGGGGAGAGACGCAGGGGCAGUCCUGCAUAAGAAACGAGGAAAAUGAGGCAGACAAGAUGUUGCUUCAGCUACACGGUCUGCACGCCUUUGACAAUCGUGAAAGACCAGAUUGCUAG
Molecule: messenger RNA, 990 nt
Organism: Trypanosoma theileri
Lineage: Eukaryota; Euglenozoa; Kinetoplastea; Trypanosomatida; Trypanosomatidae
Product: PIF1 helicase-like protein
Exons: 1
Coding region: 1-990 (329 amino acids)
Source: RefSeq, a predicted model, not a curated record